Messenger RNA from Podospora pseudopauciseta, 2070 nucleotides. RefSeq lists its product as uncharacterized. Lineage: Eukaryota; Fungi; Ascomycota; Sordariomycetes; Sordariales; Podosporaceae. The transcript has a single exon. The record is from RefSeq and is a predicted model, not a curated record. Bases 1 to 2070 code for a protein of 689 amino acids.
AUGGACUCCCAAGCCACAAACAUCUUUCGCAAAUUCGGCACCAAGAAGAAGCGCGACUCGAUGCCUCUUCCAACGAAACGGAUAAUCCUACCCAAACGCACGGAAACUCGCGAAACGGCACAUACUGUCGCAAAAGCCGACCCAGGACCACUACUCCCAGCCAGUACAUCUCUCGACCUCGACCGUGCCCUCCUACCACUCCACGACCCCCCCAGCUCCCAACCCCAACCCCAACCUCAACCCCCAACAGCAGAAAUCACCCUUUCCGAGCCUUGGGUCUCCUCCCAUCACCACCACCACCGCCGGGCACACUCAACCUCGACCCGCAACGGCACCCCCACCCCCUCGCCAUGGGAAGAAGCAGAGAUGAACCGCCUGAAAGCCAGCCAUGAAGAACAAAUCCGGGACCUGAAGAUGAAGCUGGGGAUGGAGCUGGAGGACACGCGCCGCGACAUGGCCAGACGAACGCACCAGCUGGUUGAACUCACCCGUCUGCACGACCGUGACAAGGAGGCGGUCGAGCGGGUCAAGGAGCUGGAGAAGGAGGGGGAGAAGGUGAGGGAGGAGUUGAACAAUCUCAAGAACAACGCCAAGCAGAACUUUCAGAUUGCCGAGGAGUGGAAGAAGGCGCAUGAUGACUUGACGAGGGAGAAGGAGAGGCUGGCGGAGGAGUUGAAAGAGGGGAGGGGGCAGUUGGAGAGUUCUGAGAAACAGGUUGCCAAGCUGGAGGGGGAGAGGGGGAAGUUGACGAGGCUGCUGCAGGACGCGGAGGUGGAUUUUCAGAGGAUGGUGGAGGAGAGGGAGGUCAAGUUUGCAAAGGAGAGGGAGGUUCACCGGAGUGAGACGGAUUCCCAGUUGCGGAAGUUGCUUGACAAGAUGGAAGAUGGGAAGAGGAGACUCAAGGCCGAGUAUGAGGUGGAGAAGUCAGCGAUGACGCAGCAGGUGCACGGGUUGAAGGCUGAGCAGAAACACCAGGCGAGAAGGUACGAGGAGCAGAUACAAAGACUGAAAGACGAAAGCACCAUGAGGCUUCAGGAGCUGCGUCACCACUACCAGAUCGAGUUGGAGAGUCAGGCGGCAAAAUACAAGACCGAGAUCAGCCACCGCAUCGAAGAGUCCGACGCCAAGAUGGCAGUUUACAUGAUGAACCGUGACGAACAGGCGGCUCGGGAAAGGGAACAGUACGAAAGACAAAUUGCUGACCUCAAGCAGGUCCUGAUGGAAAGACCGGGCGACUUUGACCUGCGACUUGUGUCUGACAGGAGUCUCAAGGAGGAAUACCGGGCACUAAAGCGAUCUGUCGACACAAUCACGUUCAAUCUCGGCCCCAUGACAAUCGACAGGAGCAUCGAUGCGGCCAGCUUCCUGGAGCGAGAGGGAAAAGGCCAGGAGAGGCUUUUUGUAAAGGCUCUCAUCUGGGCCAUGAUCCUGGAUGGCUUCUUCUCGGUGCCGUACGGGUUUGGAGCACUGGGGCCUGGGGGCAAUGGGGGGCCAUUGUUUGAACUGUACCGGAGCUGGAAGGGAAUCGUCGAGGGUGAUGGGUCAAAGGACGAGAAUGGUCCUCUGGGACAGAAUGAGUUUGGGCCUUUGUACCGGGAUCGAUAUGCGAAUUCGUGGCGCUCGGCGACUUUUCAGUCUAUCCUGUAUGCUGCUGCAGCAAAGGAUGCGGAUGGCAACAGUCUGGCCACUGGGGUCAGCAAGACUGUCCAGGUCAAUCGCCAACGAGUCCAGGAUAACAUGCUGGCGAUGCUGAAGAGCGUUUGCUGUGGCGAUGUCAGCAAAGAGAUACAAGAGGAGCUGACGGUGGCCGUGGGGAGGGCGAGUGAGCUGGCCAUUGUAUUCGGAGCACAUCGAGCAAAUGUUUGUUUUAGCACCCCCAAACGAGGCGAUGCAGUUGAACUCGGACGGGAGUUCGUCGACUGCCAAGACAGCGAUGGCAGCAAAGGGGUUACCGUGACGGUUGAGCUGCCGGUGCUACCGGCUCUGUUCAUCAUCGGCGAUGGGAAGAAUGAUCUGACAAGUGUUUUGUGCGUGGAGCAAGGGGAGGUAUUACCGGUAGCCGGCUCAUGA